Molecule: messenger RNA, 1142 nt
Organism: Raphanus sativus (radish)
Lineage: Eukaryota; Viridiplantae; Streptophyta; Magnoliopsida; Brassicales; Brassicaceae
Exons: 1
Coding region: 1-1002 (333 amino acids)
Source: RefSeq, a predicted model, not a curated record
AUGAAUCUUGGAGGAAAGAUGGUGCAGAAGAAGAAGGUGGCGGUUCUCUACCAUUACCCUUGCCACGACGGUGUCUUCGCCGCCUUGGCAGCACAUCUAUACUUCUCAGCAAACUCAAUCCCUUCUCUCUUCUUCCCAAACACAGUCUACUCUCCACUCACAGUCAGCCAGCUUCCUCUUCAGGACAUCAGCCAUCUCUAUCUUCUUGAUUUCACAGGACCUCCUGGUUUUGUCCAACAAGUCUCCCCCAAAGUCGACAGUGUAGUCAUCCUCGACCACCACAAAACCGCUAUUGAGAGCCUCGGCGAUGUCUCUUCCACUUGCAAAAACGUUACCAAAGUUUUGGAUAUGACAAGAAGCGGAGCGACCAUUGCGUUUGACUAUUUUACUCAGAAGCUCAUGGAAGAGUCUCGAGGAAACUGCAGAGAGAUGAGUGACUUCAAGAGGAUGAGGCGUGUUUUCGAGUACAUCGAAGAUGCAGAUAUCUGGAAGUGGAAACUACCAGAGAGCAAAGCGUUCAACAGCGGAAUCAUAGACUUAGGGAUCGAAUAUAAUUUCAAUGAGAACAGUUCACUGUUUCAGCAGCUGCUCUCGUUGGAUCAUGAGAGUGUGAUCAACAGAGGGAAAGAGAGUUUGUCUAGGAAACUUAAACGGAUCCAGCAGGCGCUUGAACAGUCCUAUGAGAUUGUUCUUGGAGGUGCUGAUGAAGAGUUUGGUCGGUGUUUGGCAGUAAAUGGAGACGAGAUUGCAGAGCUUAGAAGCGAGCUAGGAAAUCAAUUGGCGGAGAAGAGUAAGGGUAUGAGACUCAGAGGUGUCGGAGCUGUUGUUUACAGAGUCCCUGAGCUUGGGGAUGAGACCAAACUGAAGAUAAGUUUGAGGAGUGUUGAAGAAGAAGACACAACAGUGGUUUCGCAGAGAUUCGGAGGUGGUGGUCAUAAAAACGCAAGCUCUUUCCUGUUAAGCUCAACAGAGUUCGAGCAAUGGAAAGUGAAAAGAAACUAAUCUUUAAUACAGUGUGUUGUGAGAUUUUCUUCUCAUUUUAGCUCUUUUAUGGGAUGGUUACUUGAACCGGUUUGGUUUACUGAAUCUGGUUUGGUAUUGUCUUAUUUACUCAAUCAAUGAAUAAGAUUCAGUUUACGUUA